Molecule: messenger RNA, 1055 nt
Organism: Dendronephthya gigantea
Lineage: Eukaryota; Metazoa; Cnidaria; Anthozoa; Malacalcyonacea; Nephtheidae
Product: ras-related protein Rab-3-like
Exons: 3
Coding region: 25-690 (221 amino acids)
Biological process (GO): protein secretion; protein localization to plasma membrane; regulation of exocytosis
Cellular component (GO): synaptic vesicle; endosome; plasma membrane
Molecular function (GO): GTP binding; GTPase activity
Source: RefSeq, a predicted model, not a curated record
GCAAACACUGCAGAGCAGCGAGUAAUGGCGUCUGCGGAUGACAAGACGUGGCAAAGAGAUGCUGCCGAUCAAAACUUUGAUUAUAUGUUUAAAUUGCUCAUCAUCGGCAACUCCGCUACGGGAAAAACAUCGUUGCUCUUCCGCUAUGCCGAUGAUUCCUUCACUUCAGCCUUUGUAUCUACAGUUGGCAUAGACUUUAAAGUAAAGACUGUCUUUCGAAACGACAAACGAGUCAAGCUGCAAAUAUGGGAUACUGCUGGGCAAGAAAGAUACCGUACUAUAACAACAGCCUAUUACCGUGGAGCAAUGGGCUUUAUUCUACUAUACGAUAUAACAAAUGAAGAAUCAUUUCGAGACGUUCAAGACUGGUCUACACAAAUCAAGACGUACUCAUGGGACAAUGCACAAGUUGUCUUAGUUGGUAACAAGUGUGAUAUGAAAGACGAAAGAGUGGUUUCCAAAGAACGAGGAAUGGAAUUAGCUGAUCAACUCAAUUUGGAAUUCUUUGAAACUAGUGCAAAAGAAGAUAUAAAUGUUAAGGAAGUGUUUGAAAGAUUGGUUGAUAUUAUUUGUGAAAAGAUGGCAGAGACACUAGAUAGUGAUCCAACAAGAAUUGGUGGUUCAAAACCUGGAGUCAAAAAAUUGAAUGAAAAAUCACCAAAAGACCAAUCAUCUGGAUGUGGAUGUUAGUUUUAGAGAAACAUUCCAGGCUGUUGAAAUUAGGAUUGAAAUAUAAUGAAUGUCUUGGGUAUAUAUAUUAUUGAUUUGACAUUAGCAGCAUAUAUUUAUUAGUAGAUCUACUGUAUAUGAAUGAGACUGAUCCUGUGUAGACUAUUUUGUGCAAUUGCAUAAAAUUGCAGUUAAUUGCUAUUUAAUGUAAAUGAAUUCCAUGUCAAUAUGAGCAUACGUCGAUUCAGCACUUAUCAUGUGUUCCUUCCUUUUAAAUUCAACAAAUAUGAUGAUGUAUAGUUUAGGGUAAAUCGAUUAUGAUUUUUGGCACUUCACUCGAUGUAGGUAAAUUCUAGAGGUUGAAAGGGUCUUAAUUUCGAGUGGAA